Scatophagus argus is the source of this 2199-nucleotide messenger RNA. Its product is annotated as trace amine-associated receptor 1-like. Bases 350 to 1351 code for a protein of 333 amino acids. The record is from RefSeq and is a predicted model, not a curated record. NCBI's taxonomy places the organism in Eukaryota, Metazoa, Chordata, Actinopteri, Scatophagidae. The transcript has a single exon. Gene Ontology annotation, biological process: G protein-coupled receptor signaling pathway. Gene Ontology annotation, cellular component: membrane. Gene Ontology annotation, molecular function: trace-amine receptor activity.
UGUGUGUGUAUUUUUUUGGUGUAUGAUCAUGCUUGUUGUUCUGCAUGUCCUGCAAACGUGAUGUACUUUCCAACUCCUGAUUGGACAACACAUAUGGUAAUGAAAGUAAUGAAAUAGAUGUUAAGUGUUAAGGCUCUGCAAAGUCGUACACGAGACACCCAUGAAACACCCUUAAACACUAGCGCAAGAACAAUCUUGAGGGUUCAACAGGUAGGACAUCAAAAAUUAACAAAUUCUUUCUUCUUUCUAUCUUCUUCAACUGCCAUUGCUGUAACUGUAUGUUGUUUCUGAUUCUGAUUUUCAGCUUUAUAAUAAAAAGAAUUGCAUUGAAUUGUAGGAACCCUGAACUAUGGAACCAGAAGUCAGUGUCAACAGGACCACCAUUGGGACUGAAAUACACCCCUGCUAUGAAAUAGAUCAUUUCAAUUACAAACUAACAAACAACCCUUCCAUCAUGUGUGUAUUAUUAUAUAUUUUUCUUGUAUCAUUGUCAGUCAUCACAAUAUGUGGAAACCUUCUUGUAUUAAUCUCCAUCAUUUAUUUCAAACAGCUCCACACUCCUACAAACUACCUUAUUCUCUCUCUGGCUGUGGCUGACCUGCUUGUUGGGAUUAUUGUCUUUCCUUUAAGCAUGGCAUUCUCUCUCAGCUCAUGUCUUUAUCAUGAGGAUCUAUUUUGCAAAGUUCGAGGCAGUUUUGAUAUAUCACUGAGCACAUGUUCUAUUCUAAACCUAUGUUGUAUUUCCAUUGAUAGAUACUAUGCAGUGUGUCAGCCUCUGACAUACAGAACUAAAAUCAACCAUAGUGUUGUUGCGAUCAUGAUCCUGGUGAGCUGGGUGGUUUCUGCUCUGAUUGGAAUUGGUGUCAUAACUGGUGGUUUAAACAAUGACAAAUGUGAGGACAGGUGUUUAAUUGAUGUUCUCAUUGCAAACACUGUUGGACCUAUUUUAUCAUUUUACCUCCCAGUGAUCAUAAUGCUCUGUAUCUAUUUUAAGAUUUUUCUUGUUGCACAGAGACAGGCAAACAGCAUUCAGAACAAAACCUGUCAGGGCACAAAGUCUGGAGCAACUGUCAGUAAGAUGGAGAGAAAAGCCACCAAAACUCUGGCUAUUGUUUUGGGGGUUUUUCUUUUAUGUUGGACUCCUUUCUUCCUUUACAUCACUUUUGUGCCUUUAAGUAAUAAUUCAGCACCAGUUCCUGUUAUUGAAACUCUUAACUGGCUUACACUAUCAAAUUCAAUGCUCAAUCCAUUUAUUUAUGCCUUUUUUUACAGCUGGUUCAGGGCAGCUUUUAGAAUGAUCAUUUCUGGAAAAAUAUUUCAAGGUGAUUUUUCAAACUCAAAAUUGCAUUGACUCAAUCUUUGGGGUGUAAAAAUAGGAUAUGGAAAUGUCAGAUAUUACAGUCGAUACUGACUCAAUGAAACUGAAUGUAUUUACACAGAAAUUUGCAAUUUAUUGGACUCUAUAUGCAUCACAUACCUAUUUGUAAUAGAAAUAACUAAAUGUAUAGAAUCCUGUGAAACUCACCAUCUGAAGGUAAAGUUAAAACUAUUUAACAAGGCUACAUGUAAAUAAACAAGAGCAUUUACAACAUUUACAAAUUUUUUGCUUUUAAUGUUUUGUAAAGCUUAUUUAAGGUUCUCUAUCCUCGGACAGGGCAGAGGCCAGAGGCUUGCUGUUCUCUUUGCCUUUGGCCUGUAUUUUAAGUACAAUAACAACAGAAACUCAGUGCAUUGUUGGAAAGUGUUAGAUAGCCUAAAUCAACAGCCUGUAAAUAUUUUUGCUAAAAGGUUUUGUCAUCUGCAUGGUGGAAACUCUCAACUCAAAAGGGAUUUGUGACUGAAUAAACUGAAAAGGAGACACUAUUUUCAGCCUUUUGCUUCAUUAUACUAUGUGCCAAACCAUUGAAUGGUGUCUAUUGAAAUACAAAAUGAAACACAUUGGGCAAUUAACAUAAAUGAUCUGCAGCCUUUUGAUUUUAAAAACUUAAUAGGAUUUAUUAAUUUGAAUUAAUGAAUUAAUUUGAAAAGUAUUUCACAAGCAUUGUUGUAUGAAAAAAACAAAACAAGGGGGAGGCUGAGGAUUGGGCUCAGAUCCCAGGAUGGACAUAGGGACCCCGUGCUACCGACUUCUGAAAAAACAUUAACUUGUCCACCUGACUCCACUUGAAAUAUACCAUACUGCCAAAAGUAUUCAUGCAC